AAGGAGUCCAACAGGGGAGGAUGUUGCUGACCAGGUCUCCAUCCUUGAUGCGUAACUCCACCAUCUUCCUGUCCCCUUGAGGUCUUCUGUUCUUCAGCAAGUAGAGAGAGCAAGCGAAGUAACUUCUCCUGAUAUGGUUUGUUACUACACCAAGGAAAAGGGCGUAGGGUGCUUAGUCUGCAGCCAUAAACUUUUCUUCACUCCCGCACAAAACGUCCCUUCUAUAUGGAACACAAACUUCAAUCCUCGCCUGACUCGAGUUACAGUUCAUCAAUAAUUUCCGAAUGACUGUUGGAAAAAGCAUGUAACAGUGUUUCCGAAUGACUUCGAAUAAGUAUGCAACAGUUUUGCUAAACUAAAUUGAAUUAGGAUUCACUAUUCUUCAUUUAUUUGCAUGGAUUUAAAUUACAUGUGUAUCAGUAAAAAAUGUAUUGGUGAACUUUUUGAUAAUUUUCUAAUGAUACUUUUAGAUUCUAAAUAUUAAUCCCAGUAGUACACAUUCUGAAUGUUCACUUGCUGGUAUUUGAAGUAUUUUCUGUCUCAGAAGUUUCGGGAUUUGAGAAACUCAACGAACUGAGACAAACUGUAGAUGUAAAGCUAAUUUUUUUAAUGUUUUGCGGAAGAAGCCUUAGAAAUAUGUCUGAUAAUCUUAAUGUUUGCACUUGUGAAGUGUGCGGCAAAACAUUUUCACAAUUGUCCAAGCUAAAGAGCCACACACAUGUCCAUAUGACAGAUGAAGGUCAGUUAUUUUGGAAUGAAUUUGCACCAUUGCCAGAUUUCAUUGAUACCCAGCAGUAUGAGGAGAUGAAUCCCAGUUUAUGUAUGUUUAGUAAUAAAGGUAUUAGUGAAGAUAACCAGAUAAAUGAUUGUCAGGUCUUUCAUAAAGACGAAAAAACAAGGGAAUCUUACAAAGAAAGCAUUGUUAAUUUAAUUAAUGAAGAGGUGAAAGUAAUGGUUGAUGGUAGACUUUAUUACGAAUGCCAGGUUUGCAAACAGAGAUUAACGCAGAAAUCUUCCCUUAGGAGUCACUUAAGAAAGCAUACUGGAGAAAGACCUUAUAAAUGCAAGGAUUGCAAGAAAACAUUUACAUUUUACCAGUGUCUUUGGAAUCACUCAAGAAAACACACAGGGGAAAAACGUUUCCAGUGUAAUUAUUGCCAGAAAUGCUUUGUGUAUUACCAGCAGCUUUGGAAACAUAAAAAGUCUCAGUCAUGUAAGGAGCCAUGUGAGUGUAGCAUUUGCGGUGUUAAGUGUGCAGUUUUUUGCCAACUCAAGGCUCAUGUAAGGCAACAUAUGGAUGAAGAUUCAUACACAUACAAUGAAAUAAUAAAUGGUGCAAAUUUGAAAGUAUAUGGUCGGAUCAACUUUGACGAGAAGUUAUUUAAGUGCAAUGUUUGUGAGAGAAGAUUCAGUGCCAACUCAUCUCUUGAGAGUCAUAAAAUGCAGCAUUCUAGUAACAGACCAGAUCGAUCUAAAAUCAGUCAAGUUAUGACAGAUUCACCAAUAAUUGAAGGACAAUUAGUAAUGGUAGAUGAUGAGGAUCAUAGGCAAUAUAAUAAGGGAUAUAAGCAAUGUGAUACCUGUAAGAAGACAUACGUGUACACAAAAUGUCUUAUUAACCAUUUAAAAGCCCAUGAAAAUAAAACAUAUGUGUGUCAUGUUUGUGAAAAGAGUUUUACAAAAUCUAGAGAUUGGAAGAUUCACUCUCGAGUUCAUACAAGUGAAAAGCCUUAUGUAUGUUUGAUGUGUGAUAAAUCAUUCAUUGAAUACUGUGAUCUUUUGAAGCAUAAUAAAGUGCAUGCAAGUAAAAAAACAUUCAAAUGCGAUGAGUGUGGCAAAUGUUUUCUACAUUCAUUUAAUCUGAAGAGUCAUGAUCGAGUACAUUCAGUUAGAAAUCCAUACAAAAUAAGAAAACACAGAAAGAGACCAAAAUGCCACAGUGAACUACAAAACAACAGGAACAAACUAACAGAAGUGAAGUCUGAAGGUAGGCUCUGCAGAGAAAGUUUUGCAAACUCAAACAAACUAACUCUGAAUUGCAAAAUGGCACACGGGGACAUAAUUGAGAAAUCUAGGAAUAAAGUAUAUAAAUGUGAAGUGUGUGGGGCAGUUUUUGUUUCAAAAGAUGACAUUAUGAAUCACCAAAAAUGUAUAGAUUGCAAUAUUUGUGGCAAGCAAUUUAAAUGUAGUUACAUAAUUUGCUUUCACAAAAGUCCAUAUAAUUAUCAUAAGGCAUCUCAGAAGUUUAUUGGAAGUAAUGAAGAAAGUGACGUAGCUAUGCUGGGAGCAAAUCAUUCGAGUGAUAUCCCGAAUGAAAAUGAAAAAAACAAGGAAGUGUUAUUUACUUUUCCAGAAAAUCACGAAGAACGGAACUACCUGGAAAUAGUUGAAAUUGAACUUAAUAAUUGCCAAGAAUUAUUUAAGGUUGAAAUUAAUAAUUACAAUAUUAUUGAAGGCGUUGUAGAACAGGUAGGUGAACCCCAAGGUGAGAAUGAUUCAGUCAUUAAAACAAAUUUUGUUAGCCGUGAUCAGUGUGUACCAGUAUCCAACAGGUCUGGUGAAAGGCCAGGGAUCCCAGAUAAGUAUAUUUUAGUAGGAACUGCUGAGACUGUCACCCAAAUGAGAGACGGAAAACAAUUAUCUAGCACUGAAGUCACUACCGAACUUGCAUCAUCUCAAGAGAGUUGUGUAGAUACAUUUCCUAAUGGGGAUGUACAUACAUAUAAUUGUACGGAACAUUUUGUGAAUAAUGACAGUCACCCCAUGGAACUUACUGUGAAUGGUGACAGUCACGACGUGGAACACUUUGUGAAUGGUGACAGUCACGAUAUGGAACAUAUUGUGAAUGGUGACAAUCACCGUGUGGCAUAUACAAAUAAUGACAGUCACUAUAUUGAACAUUUUGUGAAUAAUGACGGUCACCGCAUGGAUCAUUCUGUGAAUAAUAUCAGUCAACGCAUUGAGCAUUCUGUGAAUAAUGACGGUCACUGCAUUGAUCAUUCUGUGAAUAAUAUCAGUCAACGCAUUGAACAUUCUGUGAAUAAUGACGGUCACCGCAUGGAUCAUUCUGUGAAUAAUAUCAGUCAACGCAUUGAACAUUCUGUGAAUAAUGACGGUCACUGCAUUGAUCACUCUGUGAAUAAUGACAGUCAAUGCAUUGAACAUGUGAAUAAUGAAAGUCAACGCAUUGAACAUUCUGUGAAUAAUGACAGUCAAUGCAUUGAACAUUCUGUGAAUAAUGACUGUCACUGCAUUGACCAUUCUGUGAAUAAUGACUGUCAUCGCAUUGACCAUUCUGUGAAUAAUGACUGUCACCGCAUCGAGCAUUCUGUGAAUAAUGACGGUCAUCGCAUUGAUCAUUCUGUGAAUAAUGACAGUCAACGCAUUGAACAUUCUGUGAAUAAUGACUGUCACUGCAUUGACCAUUCUGUGAAUAAUGACUAUCACCGCAUUGAGCAUUCUGUGAAUAAUGACUGUCACCGCAUAGAAUAUUACGUGAAUAAUGACGGUUACCACACCAAAUACGUGAAUAAUGAUGGUCACCACAUGGAAUAUUAUGUGAAUAAUGAGACUCACCGCAUGGAGUAUGUGAAUAAUGACGGUCAUCCCAUGGAGUAUGUGAGUAAUUGUCACCGCAUGGAGUAUGUGAAUAAUGACGGUCAUCGCAUGGAGUAUGUGAAUAAUGACGAUCAUCGAAUGGAGUAUGUAAAUAAUGGUCAUCGCAUGGAGUAUGUGAAUAAUGACGGUCAUCGCAUGGAGUAUGUGAAUAAUGAAGGUCAUCGCAUGGCACACUUUGUGAGUAAUGACAGUCACCAAAUGGAGCAAUUUGUUAAUAAUGGCAAUCAUCAUGUGGAGCAUUUUGUUAAUGGCAGUAAUGACAGUAGUAUUCAGUGUAGUGUAUGCGGUCAAGUUUUCUCCACAUUAACUGACCUCACGGUUCAUGCGAUGGGUCAUAUCACAUUUAUGUAGGUGAAAAUUUUUGGCCCUUUUUCCAAUUUAUUUAGACACACCCUACGCGUGUGCAUAUUUGCCACAAUUAACUAUUUAAUACCAAAAUAAUUUAUUAGAAUUGUAUGUGUUACUCAUGUUUACAACAAUGCAGUAAUAAGCACAAGGUUUAUAUUUAAAUAUCUAGAUUUUGUAUUUUGGAAGGGAUCUAACUGAACUAAAUUAGCAUGCCACGCCUUGGAAAUGCCUUUUUAUGUAUAUUGUAAUUAAUUUUUUUUUCAACAAAUCUGUUUUCUUGCAUAUGCUAUAUAGACCGUAUUCUUUUUACGGUUUGCUGUUAUUUGUUGAUAAAAAUCUCAUUGUUCAUCUUCAAGCAGCUUGUCCGAUUUAAAACAAUUGCAUUAGUAAAUUUGUUUAGCUUACUAAUUAUAGUGAUUUCCUAUUUGAUAUUUUUGUAGGAAAUGUUUAUUUUAUACAUUGCCGUUUUAUAGAGUUUCUUGUGAAAACAAGGCACUUAUUUUCUCGUUACUUUCAUUUUGAGGAUCAGAAGCAUACAACUGACUUUUUAUAUUUUACGCUGUAUUUGUUAACCCUGCAGAAAAAAAGGGGCAAAGUUUUCGUUUUCUUGUGUGAAGACAAUAUACAGUUUAAUUUUUUUUUCUUAUUCGUCGGUAUUCUCCCGGCCCGGGUCUUUUCCCGGCCUUGGCUCCCUAUCUGGAGAGUAUCUCGAGACCUAAGUCUCAUGGGAGGAGGUACACGUACCCCCUCAUCUUUGGGACCAAGUGUCCCCAGGCCUAGUCACAGUCCCCGCCCUCACGGGGCUCGUAGGGAGAAGCUAGACCUCUGGUCUACCAUCUUAAUUUAAUUAAGUGGUUCAUACCAAGUAUAUACUGAAUUUCACAUAUAAGUAACUUGAAUUUACUGAACAGUGAGUGGAAUUUCCGUAGCGUUUGAGUGAUGAUUUGCAAGUUCGCUGAGUUUAUCAUAAUGUAAUAAUUUUGGUGAAAGUUUUACAAGCGAGUAGUAAGCAAAUUUGUAUGAUAGUAUAAUAAUAAUAAUUGUUGCAUAUAUUAGUGUGAAAUUUUUAAAUUGAAUUUAUUAAAACUUUAAUGAACAAAACCUGCUAUUACAAAAAAAAAACUAAUGUUAAUUCUUGAAGUUCAUGAAAAAAAUUAUAUACUUUAUUUCCAUAAAUAUCUUUGUUAAUUUUUAUUAUGUUGUGUUGCUUUUUAAUUUAUAUAUACUAUGAGUGCUUUGUUCUUUAAAAUGAUGUUACUUUUCGGUUAUUGCUUACCUGGAGUUUACCUGGAGAGAGUUUCGGGGGUCAACGCCCCCGCGGCCCGGUCUGUGACCAGGCCUCUUGGUGGAUCAGCCCCUGAUCAACCAGGCUGUUGCUGCUGGCUGCAUCAAACCAACGUACGAGCCACAGCCCGGCUGAUCAGGAACUGACUUUAGGUGCUUGUCCAGUGCCAGCUUGAAGACUGCCAGGGGUCUGUUGGUAAUCCCCCUUAUGUGUGCUGGGAGGCAGUUGAACAGUCUCGGGCCCCUGACACUUAUUGUAUGGUCUCUUAACGUGCUAGUGACACCCCUGCUUUUCAUUGGGGGGAUGGAUUUUUAUAUUAUUGAAUAAAUUUCUGAAUGGUUUUCAUUAUUAAUAUUCUCAGUGAAGCAGAAAACACGUGCUUUAAUUCUAAAUUAAGGUAAAUACAUUUUUGGCAGAUUUUUUUCAAUAAUGCAAGUCUUUUUAUUAUUAAUUUCUUGAAGGAAAAUAUUUUAUUAAAACAGAUUCUAAUAAAACUUGGAUUUACCGUUACAUGUUUAAUUGCAUUUAUAUAUUUGUAAUUUAAAGUUCUCAUAUGGACAUAAUUAGAUAUUUUUUGUUUAAAUAGUUUUUCUUCAGUGUUCACUAUUCAGGUGGAAGAGAAAUUCAUUUUUACUCUAGAAAUUUUGAAAUGCGGUUUUUCAGUGUUUACUACUCAAAUUGCAGAAAUAAAGUUAAUUCAAAACUA
This is a messenger RNA of Cherax quadricarinatus, 5957 nucleotides long. RefSeq lists its product as uncharacterized. The record is from RefSeq and is a predicted model, not a curated record. Lineage: Eukaryota; Metazoa; Arthropoda; Malacostraca; Decapoda; Parastacidae.